AGAAGGACGGAGGAUGAAAAAAGAAUUUUUGAAGUGGUUUUCUUCAUUGGGCCUUAAUUAGUCGGUAGUAUCUAAGCCCAGUAAUUAACGGGUAUUUUGUUCGAAAUUAACAUUUGAAUUGACCAACGGUGAAUGAGCAAUGUCGAAGACGGUACCGGAGAUGGAUCUCGCCGAGAUCUACACCGCACCAGACACCAUUGAUUCCUCCGUAAUCUUUCACACCAUCUACGACGUCGUUGCCUUCGUUCUUUACAUGCACCAGCAGAUCCCCUCCACAGUUCAGGAUAUGAGCGUUGAGUUUGAUUCAAUGCAUUCCGAGUAUAAACAACUGAUAGAUAAGGGAAAUGAAGUGAAGGCGUCGUUUAGGAGAAUGCAUGUGAGUAGAAUGAGGGAAAUCAAAGUAGGAAUAAAGAGAUUGGAUAAAUUGAUGAGUUCUCUUUCGAAAUUACAAACUGCGCUUAAAGUGAUUAUCAACGAGUGUCAUAACAUAGACAGAGUCGUUUUGGCUCUUGGUGGUAGCUCCCUUAGACCUCAGAAUGUUUAUGUAUUGGAAUUUCCAUGUCGAGUUGAUGUUUCCAAUGCUGGGGAUGAUUUCGCUAGGAGCAAAGCUGCAGAGGCUCUUUCCAGAAAGGCGAUUCGAACAUUGAUAUCAAAGGAUGCUGGGUCUGUUACUUAUCCUGGUCCUAACAAACUGUUUGUAUUAAUUAAGGCCCCUUCUUCUUUUAACCAGCCUCAACAUUUUCUGCCCAAACGUGAUUUCAAGUACAACAGAAAGAUUGUGCCUCUCAGGCUACUGAUUAAGUGUCGGAACCAGGAUCAAGAAGUGGCUGCUUCUACUUCAGAAGAUUGGAUCUGGUUUCAAUGCCGACAUGUGAUAAAAGGCCUUGCCAUGAAUGCAAUGCCAGAAGAAUGAAAUCCUCCGUUCCAAUAUAACAUCGGAAGAUAUGUUGUAAAUACGACUUAUGCUUGAAUUGAAGCAAUGUACCCUUGUUUCAGUUUAGUUAGGAUGUGGGGUUAUUAAGCUUAGAUAUCAUUAUCAUUGCAACAUUUUAGGCCAUCUUAUACCAUGUAUGUUAAAAGAAAGUAAGAAAUGUUAGGCGUUGGUAGAAUUACAUUACAUGUUAUACAAAGCCGUUAGGAAAGCCAGUGAUUGCAGUUUUUAUGGACAACAGAAGCCCAAGAAUAUGGAAGUUAUGUAAAGAUUCCAGGACUUAACAAGAUUCUAUACCCAACCUUGUAUUAAGAUUUUCUAUAUCUGUAGCUUUAAUUUUGCAGGCAAGUUUAAAUUAUUUGAUCUGGGGCUGCAUUAUAAAAUGUGCAAUUGAUUGUGUGAAGAUGUCGUUGAAUUGGUGUUGCAUCUUAACUUCUGUGCACUUGAGACUGACAUUAUGCAUGUUAUACAACAACUAUCUGUCUGUACCUAGUUACUGCGUGUCAAUUUAGUUCAGUUGGUGAUUUAGCAUGUGCUAUAAUACUGGCCAAAACUGGCCAUAGUACUGUUCUUUAUUUGAUUAUUAUUUUGAUAAUGUAAUGUUUUUUAACGGUUGAUACUGUAAUACUAUUCAUCUCUUACAUA
Messenger RNA from Medicago truncatula (barrel medic), 1576 nucleotides. RefSeq lists its product as uncharacterized. The record is from RefSeq and is a predicted model, not a curated record. The coding region runs from base 140 to 913 and encodes 257 amino acids. Gene Ontology annotation, cellular component: nucleus. Gene Ontology annotation, biological process: regulation of exit from mitosis. The transcript is spliced from 7 exons. Lineage: Eukaryota; Viridiplantae; Streptophyta; Magnoliopsida; Fabales; Fabaceae.